GAAUGGACAGUUGCUGCUGUGCGGUAAUUCUAUCCUCCCGUCUCCAGUGGCCGCUGUGGCGUUGCGUCUUUGCCGGUAUAGACACCACCGAGCUGUGCGCCGCUCCCCGUGUUCCCAUAACAUACAGCCGGGUGAUGCUUAUAAGCUUCAGGUAUCACUAGAGAUCCGUAUAGAUCCGGCCACAGGUGAGCGCCAUGUCCAGUCUCCAGAGACCGGCUCCUCCCGCGCAGAACGUCAGCCUCAGCCUGGAGCAGGUGAAAGAGGCAUUAGGGGAGGUGCUGGACGCUUUGCAGUCGCCCACCGGAAGCGCUCGCCUGGAGGAGGCCAGAGAGAAUUCUGGGAACGACCUGGGGAAAGUGCUGCAGCUUCUGCUCCCUGCGGCCGUACAGAUCCAGCAGGAGGUGCUGCAGAAUUAUGGAUUCAGCCCCGAUGGGGAGGGUGUUCUCCGAUUUGCUCGUCUGGUGAAAUCCUUUGAGUCCCAGGACCCGGAGAUCGCGGCCAUGUCCAACAAGCUGAAAUCCUUCUUCCUUCCGCCUCUGCCCCUGCCCCCUCACGCCGGGCUGCCCAUCCCCUCAUCCUAAGACUUCUGGCCGUGGCCUCGUCACUACACAGGACUGUGCCGUCUGGAUCUUACCCUUCUAUUAUCUUACGUGCAAUUAAAUGUAUUGGUUUCUUUUUCUACCAA
Molecule: messenger RNA, 685 nt
Organism: Hyla sarda
Lineage: Eukaryota; Metazoa; Chordata; Amphibia; Anura; Hylidae
Gene: C7H12orf57
Product: chromosome 7 C12orf57 homolog
Exons: 3
Coding region: 195-581 (128 amino acids)
Biological process (GO): post-embryonic development
Source: RefSeq, a predicted model, not a curated record